Pisolithus orientalis is the source of this 555-nucleotide messenger RNA. RefSeq names its product DOPA-like domain-containing protein. Bases 1 to 555 code for a protein of 184 amino acids. The record is from RefSeq and is a predicted model, not a curated record. Lineage: Eukaryota; Fungi; Basidiomycota; Agaricomycetes; Boletales; Pisolithaceae. The transcript is spliced from 6 exons.
AUGGCACCCCAAAGCGAUCUGGAGGACGUCGUCAACUUAGAAAUAAACACGUUCAUAGAUAUAUACUUUCAUCAAAAUAACGCGGAGGAGCACGCCGCCGCUCUUGAACUCCGUGAUGCUGUUCUUCGGCUACGCCGAGAUGGCGCCUUCGUAGCCGUUCCGCUCUUCCGAGUAAAUACCUACCCCAUGGGGCCCCACCCAGUCGGAUCCUACGAAAUCUGGGUUCCGUCCACAUCAUUUGCGCCAGUGUUCUCCUACCUUUGCCAGAACCGAGGAAAGUUGAGUAUCUUAAUCCACCCACUGACAAAGGAGGAGGUUCGUCUGGACCACCAAUUUCGAAAUGCGUGGAUGGGUGCACCAUUCCCGCUCGACCUCUCCGUCCUCCCUGAUAUGGUGCCUGAAGUACCUCUCCAAUAUCCUAGCCUCAGGUUAGGGUACUCUGCGCCAGGCCCCGAUUUUACUUUGGAGGAACGCCGGCGCAUUGGAGCAAAUGUCGAGCGAAUCCUCGAAGGAGAGAAGGAAGCAGCUCGUGCGCCCCCCAGAGAAUCAAACUGA